AGAUUGGUGAAGGACAAAGGCCAUCCUAUACUCUAUGAAGCAUUCUCCAAGCUCAUCGAAAAGUACCCGAAUGUGUAUUUGGUCGUGGCCGGUUCGGGGCCAUGGGAGCAAAGGUAUAAGGAUUUGGGGCCUCAAGUUCUAGUUCUUGGGUCUAUGAGUCCAUCUAAGUUACAUGCGUUUUACAACAGCAUCGAUAUUUUUGUGAAUCCGACGCUGCGACCGCAGGGUCUCGAUCUGACUCUCAUGGAGGCGAUGAUGAGCGGGAAGCCGGUUAUGGCGUCAAGGUUUCCAAGCAUCAAAGGUACGAUUGUUGUGGAUGAUGAGUUUGGCUUUAUGUUUUCACCAAACGUAGAGUCGUUGUUGGAGGCUUUGGAAUUGGGUGUGAAGGAAGGGUCAAAGAGGGCUGCCCAAAGAGGAAAGGCAUGCCGAGAAUAUGCAAAUUCCAUGUUUACUGCAAGAAAGAUGGCAUUAGCAUACGAGAGGUUGUUUCUUUGUAUAAAAAAUGAAACAUUUUGUACCUACCCUUAAUUAAUUAGGCUAUAGAUAUAUUUCUUUCUACUUAUACUUUUUUCCAAUUUUUCAUAAGGAACUUUUAUUAAUUUUACAUCAUUACACGAUACCUGGCUCUUUGAU
Prunus avium (sweet cherry) is the source of this 633-nucleotide messenger RNA. NCBI's taxonomy places the organism in Eukaryota, Viridiplantae, Streptophyta, Magnoliopsida, Rosales, Rosaceae. The record is from RefSeq and is a predicted model, not a curated record.